Mycena citricolor is the source of this 380-nucleotide messenger RNA. The record is from the annotation of a GenBank genome assembly. NCBI's taxonomy places the organism in Eukaryota, Fungi, Basidiomycota, Agaricomycetes, Agaricales, Mycenaceae.
GUUGUUCGCGAUGGGCACAGCCGACACGCCGCUUUGGGACUGGGACUGGGACUGGGAGGAUGGCGCAAGUUGCUUCGCGGCUGGUGGAGAUUCGGGACUACGACUUCGGGUAGGGCUUGUUUCACUUUGGGACAUCUAUUGCCAGCCUUCGACUUUCUCUUGGGACUGCAGGCGGCUCGGAUGGUGGAGAACGUCUUUCGGAAAGACGACUUGAUUGGGUUAUUGGUCACCGCCUCCUUCGAGGACGCAGAGGAAGAAUCCGUUAAAUAGCGAACCCAUUGGGCAUGGAUAGGGGUCUGCCGCGGCACCUUUUUGUUUCACAAGCUGAGAAUGGCAAAUCAGAUGCGAUUGAUGAUGAUCAUGCUUCCCAUCUGAUCCCA